This is a messenger RNA of Andrographis paniculata, 1507 nucleotides long. Its product is annotated as protein CHUP1, chloroplastic-like. Gene Ontology annotation, biological process: chloroplast organization. The transcript is spliced from 5 exons. NCBI's taxonomy places the organism in Eukaryota, Viridiplantae, Streptophyta, Magnoliopsida, Lamiales, Acanthaceae. The record is from RefSeq and is a predicted model, not a curated record. Bases 95 to 1507 code for a protein of 470 amino acids. Gene Ontology annotation, cellular component: chloroplast outer membrane.
ACCGAAUGCUUUAUAAAAAGUCAAUUCCCAUUGUCUGUUCUUGGCAAUAAAUUAUUACACAUCCGAUCGUGAGGUAGACGACGACGACGCGACGAUGGUUGCCGGAAAAGUGAAUUCGGCGGCGACAGGUCUCCAGAGAUUGUCGGCCAACGUUAAACCGAAGUCUGACGCCUCAACGGCUCCGCCAUUGCUGAAGCAGAAAGGAUCCGGCGCCGGAUUCACGCGCUCCGGCGGCGUUUACUUCCCACGCGCCUCCGCUGAAGUCGAGGUUUCCGAGAUCGAACGUUUGGGGAAGAAGAUCGGGUGCUUGGAGGAGGAGAACGAGAGGCUUAGACGAGAGAACGAAUUGCUGCAUACGGAACUCAGAAGACAGAGCCAUACGUACGAGGAAAAAAUCAAAUGUAUGCAGGCGGAAUUUUCCGACGUCAAAAGAGCUGCUGCGGAGGCGGCGCCGUCUCCAUCGACGGCGGCGGCGCCUACCGGAAAACCCUGUAGUCGUCGGCAUGUUCCUAUGCCGCCGCCCUCCGCGCUUCUCUCGCCGUUCUCGUUGUCCUCUGUGUCUUCACCGCCCCCUCCACGUCCGCCGGCAAAACCCGCCGCCCCACCUCCUCCGCCUCCGCCGGUUACGAAAGGGAUAAACCCCUCGCCGCCGGCGAAGGUUAGUAGAGUCCCGGAAGUGGUGGAGUUUUACCACUCUGUAAUGCGGCGAGAUUCGCAUUGCCGAAAAAGCGGCGGCGGCGCCACCGCGGCUACGGCGAAGGACAUGAUCGGAGAAAUCAAGACUCGCUCUGCUCAUUUAUUAGCUAUCAAAACAGACGUAGAAACUCAGGGGGAUUUCAUUAAAUUCUUGAUUGAAGAAGUUGAAGCUGCUGCAUUUACAGAAAUUGGGGAUGUCGUGGCCUUUGUAAACUGGCUCGAUGAUGAGCUUUCCAAUCUGGUCGAUGAAAGGGCCGUCUUAAAGCACUUCGACUGGCCGGAGAAGAAGGCAGAUGCACUAAGAGAAGCUGCAUUUGGAUAUGGCGAUUUGAAGAAGCUGGAAGCUGAAAUCUCAUCAUUUCUCGACGAUCCAAGACAGCCCUGCACCCAUUCUUUCAAAAGAAUCAAGUCUUUAUUCGAGAAAUUGGAGCACAGUGUCGACAAUUUGUUGAGAAUUAGAGAAUCGGCUGUCGAGAAAUACAGAGGUUUUCAAAUUCCGGUGGACUGGAUGCUCGACACAGGAUGCAUAAGUCAGAUCAAGCUGGCAUCGAUGAAACUGGCGAUGAAGUACAUGAGGAGAGUCUCGGCAGAGCUCGAAAUUGUCGGAGACGGACCCGAAGAGCAAGAACUUAUCGUUCAAGGCAUCAAGUUUGCUUUCCGAGUACAUCAGGUGACUUGUCAAUUCCCAAAAUCUUUAAUUUCACAUCCACCACAAAUCUUGAUCAAGUCGAACCUCAUUUCCCAGUUCGCCCGCGGCUUCGAUGUCGAGACGAUGAAAGCAUUUCAAGAAUUAAGAGCAAAAGCAAGAUAA